AUGAGUCGAGCAAAGCUCGAUGAUUCUCAUCGUUCAACACCUUUGACUGAACCACAGAAUUAUUGGGGAUUUGCUAAUUUUCCUAAUCAAGUAUUUCGCAGAGCAAUCAAACAUGGCUUUAAUUUUACGUUAAUGGUUGUAGGACGAAGUGGACUAGGCAAGUCCACAUUCAUAAAUACACUUUUCUUAGCGGAAAUUAACGACUUAAAAGUUCCACCACCACCUUGUGGCUCUACAGUACGAAUCGAAGAGAAGAAUGUAAAGCUAGUCGAGAAUACCGUAAAGCUAAAUUUGACGCUAGUUGAUACGCCCGGCUUUGGCGAUGCUGUCAAUAACACCCGAUGGUGA
This is a messenger RNA of Cooperia oncophora, 348 nucleotides long. NCBI's taxonomy places the organism in Eukaryota, Metazoa, Nematoda, Chromadorea, Rhabditida, Trichostrongylidae. The record is from the annotation of a GenBank genome assembly.